GGCUAGUGACUUCAGCCCAAGAGAACUGGAAUCCUAACACAGGUCUGAUUAAAAUUGAAAUAAGUUCAGUUAUAUCAAGAUGCUUUCGAAAAUCAAUAAGAAACUAUUGCCAUUUAAAGCCUACUUCUUCUUUAAAUCUGGAGGGAACAGUGGCUGUUACAGGACUGACGUACGGUACUGUUUGGCCAUUUGAGUUUAUCUACUUAAACGAAGUAGCCAAAAAUUGGGAUCCAACAUUUGAUGACAGCAAACUACUUCAGGGGUUGUCUCUCUUCGUUGAUUGUUUCAUUGGAGAAGUCCUAUUCUUCUUCUUCUCAGCCCACAUUAUCAAGAGGAUGACAACCGUACACACUUUUUCACUGACACUGGCAGCAACAGCGAUGAGAAUUUUGUUAUACUCUUUUGCAACGAACCCAUGGCUGUUUUUGCCAAUACACCUGCUUCAUGGGCCGUCUUUUGCCGUUUUCUUUGCCAAUAUGAUAACAUCAGCUGGCAAAAUGGCUCCUAAAGGAGCCCAGGCUACAUUGCAAAGUACUGUCAAUGCGUUUUUUACGAUUGGAAGGUCUCUUGGUGCCUUAGUUGGUGGCAUAUCGAUGCGAAACCUUGGUGGAUCAAGAACGUAUUUCAUUCUGGGAAUAUUCGUCACUUGUUACACGGUUUUUUAUACUGUUCUCACUUGCUUCGUCUUAAAGAAGAAAUCUCAUCAUACAGCAGGAGAUAAUCUGGGUGACUAUGAAAAUGCAAAUCAAGGACGUAUAGAAAAUUCGAAGGAUGUUGAUGAAGGCAAUGGAAAUGGAGAGCCGAUUUCCGGAAGCGUAUGUCAACUGGAUGUAAUGUCAUAAAGUUCUGAAAUGCUGAUUUUGUUAGCGUUCGCCUGACGUUCCUGAAAUUGCUCUCAGUGACCUUUGAGAGUCGCUGUAGUUGUUUCUGUGGAGACCGUCAGUGAUUAAUAUACAUGGUAUUAUGGUUUUUAUUCUGUUCAAAACGAAUACCAAUAAGGUUAAAAAAAAAUCAUUGUUUCUGACCCACUUUCAAAUAACAUCUCUACAUGUUGAAGCAAUACGAAACUCUAAACAGUCACUGAUAUACCAAGCGAUGAUUAUUUUAGUUAUCGUAACUCAUCGAUUUUAUACCAGAGGAAAAACGCUCCUGCUAAAUUCUUUAACAUUACAUUAGUAUUAUGAUGAAGUUCUUCGAUAUCGAAUACGCUGUGACAGAUUUAUAUUCCUAAGGUGCUUUCUGUUACGCCGGUAAUUACUGUUGCACUAUAUAAGUUUUAAGCACUUAAAUCACAAAGUUAUUCUAGCUUAUUUUUCAUUGUUUUCUUGAAACGUGUUAGGAUCAUGUUAGGCUUAGUUCUGUAAGUUAUCUUUUUAGACAGUUACUAUUACUUAUGAAUUUUACUUGUAAAAACUUAAACCAUAGGAACUAGAUAUAAGUAUACAAAAAUAAAUAUGCAUUUAUGUUU
Molecule: messenger RNA, 1468 nt
Organism: Macrobrachium nipponense
Lineage: Eukaryota; Metazoa; Arthropoda; Malacostraca; Decapoda; Palaemonidae
Exons: 6
Coding region: 336-842 (168 amino acids)
Cellular component (GO): membrane
Source: RefSeq, a predicted model, not a curated record